Messenger RNA from Eubalaena glacialis (North Atlantic right whale), 4328 nucleotides. RefSeq names its product zinc finger ZZ-type containing 3 (gene ZZZ3). The coding region runs from base 431 to 3142 and encodes 903 amino acids. The record is from RefSeq and is a predicted model, not a curated record. The transcript is spliced from 14 exons. NCBI's taxonomy places the organism in Eukaryota, Metazoa, Chordata, Mammalia, Artiodactyla, Balaenidae. Gene Ontology annotation, molecular function: zinc ion binding.
CCAGCCGAGCCAGUGCCGUGGCGGGGGCGGAGAGCGGCCACGGCGGCGGCGCCUCCCGGAGUGGCCUGCGGUGCUCGGCCCCGCCCGAAAGAUAUCAAGUUGUGCUAGUACAACCAUAUAAAUAAGUAAUACCUGAAGUCUCAGUGUAACAUGGACAUUAACAGUGAUGACAGAUAAAUACAGACGCUUGGGAAUCAAAUACUAGGCGAAACACUUUUAAAAAAGAAAGGAAUUUAGGAAGUUCUAGUAUUCUCCAUGGCUGAAGCUGACAGUCUGAAACCAUGAUGCUUAAGCUCUAUUCUAGAUCAUAGCUCCAACUCCUUCAGGAUAUAAGGAAAAGAGAUAAUAUUUCCACAAUGAUAGAUCUUUGGUUGUACAGGUUUCCCAAUGAGUGGAUCAUGAUGACCGUAUUGUAGGGACUUGCCAUAGUAUGGCUGCUUCCCGAUCUACUCGUGUUACAAGAUCAACAGUGGGGUUAAACGGCUUGGAUGAAUCUUUUUGUGGUAGAACUUUAAGGAAUCGUAGCAUUGCUCAUCCUGAAGAAAUCUCUUCUCAUUCUCAAGUACGAUCAAGAUCACCAAAGAAGAAACCAGAGCCUGUGCAAAUUCAGAAAGGAAAUAAUAAUGGAAGAACUACUGAUAUAAAACAGCAGAGUACUCGAGAGUCAUGGGUAAGCCCUAGGAAAAGAGGACUUCCUUCUUCAGAAAAAGAUAACAUAGAAAGGCAGUCUGUAGAAAAUUGUGAAAGAAGGCAAACAGAACCUGUUUCACCAGUUUUAAAAAGAAUUAAGCGUUGUCUUAGAUCUGAAGCACCAAACAGUUCAGAAGAAGAUUCACCUAUAAAAUCAGACAAGGAGUCAGUAGAACAGAGGAGUACAGUAGUGGACAAUGAUGCAGAUUUUCAAGGGACUAAACGAGCUUGUCGAUGUCUUAUACUGGAUGAUUGUGAGAAAAGGGAAAUUAAAAAGGUGAAUGUCAGUGAGGAAGGGCCACUUAAUUCUACAGUAGUUGAAGAAAUCACGGGCUAUUUGGCUGUCAAUGGUGUUGAUGACAGUGAUUCAGCUGUUGUAAACUGUGAUGACUGUCAGUCCGAUGGGAACACUAAACAAAAUAGCACUGGUUCCUAUGUGUUGCAGGAGAAAUCAGUAGCUGAAAAUGGGGAUUCGGAUACCCACACUUCAAUGCUCCUUGGUAGUAGGAAGGAGGACAGUUAUAUAGACCAUAACGUGCCUUGCACAAAUUCAGAAGUGCAGGUCAAGUUGGAGGACCACAAAAUAGUAACUGCCUGCCUGCCUGUGGAACAUGUUAAUCAGCUGACUACUGAGCCAGCUACAGCCCCCUUUUCUGAAAUUCAUUCAUCUUUAAGGGAUUCUGAGGAGGAAGUAGAUGUGGUGGGAGAUAGCAGUGCCUCAAAAGAGCAGUGUAAUGAAAACACCAAUAACGCCCUGGACACAAGUCUUGAGAGUAUGCCAGUCUCCGGAGAACCAGAACCAUCUUCUGUUCUAGACUGUAUUUCAGCUCAAAUGAUGUCUUUAUCAGAACCUCAAGAACAUCGGUAUACUCUGAGAACUUCACCCCGGAGGGCAGCCCCUACCAGAGGUAGUCCCACUAAAAACAGUUCUCCUUGCAGAGAAAAUGGACAACUUGAGGAGAAUAAUCUUAAUCCCAGUGAAACAAAUGCACCUGUUAGUGAUAAUAUAAGUCAGUCUCUCACAAAUCCCGAUGAAAUUUCUCACAAUGAAAAAGGCAUAUGUUGUGACUCUGAAAAUUAUGGGAGUGAAGGACUAAGUAAGCCAUCCUCAGAGGCAAGACUCAAUAUUGGACAUUUGCCAUCUGCCAAAGAGAGUGCCAAUCCGCACAUUACAGAAGAGGAAGAUGAUGAUCCUGAUGUUUAUUACUUUGAAUCAGAUCAUGUGGCACUGAAACACAACAAAGAUUAUCAGAGACUGUUACAGACGAUUGCCGUACUCGAGGCUCAACGUUCUCAAGCAGUCCAGGACCUUGAAAGUUUAGGCAGACAUCAGAGAGAAGCACUAAAAAAUCCCAUUGGAUUUGUGGAAAAACUCCAGAAGAAGGCUGAUAUAGGGCUUCCAUAUCCACAGAGAGUUGUUCAAUUGCCCGAGAUUGUAUGGGACCAAUAUACCAAUAGCCUUGGGAACUUUGAAAGAGAAUUUAAAAAUCGCAAAAGACAUACUAGGAGAGUUAAGCUAGUUUUUGAUAAAGUAGGUUUACCUGCUAGACCAAAAAGUCCUUUAGAUCCUAGGAAGGAUGGAGAGUCCCUUUCAUACUCUAUGUUGCCUUUGAGUGAUGGUCCAGAAGGCUCAAACAGUCGUCCUCAGAUGAUAAGAGGACGCCUGUGUGAUGAUACCAAACCUGAAACAUUUAACCAGUUGUGGACUGUCGAAGAACAGAAAAAGCUUGAACAACUACUCUUGAAAUACCCUCCUGAAGAAGUAGAAUCUCGACGCUGGCAGAAGAUAGCAGAUGAACUGGGCAAUAGGACAGCAAAGCAGGUUGCCAGCCGAGUGCAGAAGUAUUUCAUAAAACUAACUAAAGCUGGCAUUCCAGUCCCAGGCAGAACACCAAACUUAUAUAUAUACUCCAAAAAGUCUUCAACAAGCAGACGACAGCACCCCCUUAAUAAGCAUCUCUUUAAACCUUCCACUUUCAUGACUUCCCAUGAACCACCAGUGUAUAUGGAUGAAGAUGAUGACCGAUCCUGUUUUCGUAGCCACAUGAACACUGCUAUGGAGGAGGCAUCGGAUGAAGAAAGUAUUCCUAUUAUGUACAGGAAUUUACCUGAAUAUAAGGAACUAUUACAGUUUAAAAAGUUAAAAAAACAGAAACUUCAGCAAAUGCAAGCUGAAAGUGGAUUUGUGCAACAUGUGGGCUUCAAGUGUGAUAACUGUGGCAUAGAACCUAUCCAGGGUGUUCGGUGGCACUGCCAGGAUUGUCCUCCAGAAAUGUCUUUGGAUUUCUGUGAUUCUUGUUCAGACUGCCUUCAUGAAACAGAUAUUCACAAGGAAGAUCACCAACUAGAACCUGUUUAUAGGUCAGAGACAUUCUUAGACAGAGACUACUGUGUGUCCCAGGGCACCAGUUAUAAUUACCUUGACCCAAACUACUUUCCAGCAAACAGAUGACAUGGAAGAGAACAUCAUAUACUAGUCCUCUUCAACACAUAGCAAUGGUAUCAUUGUGAAUUAUGUGCACCGUUUGGAAAGAUUCUCUACUUUCCCUGAAAUGACACUCACAGCAUGACAGCUUCCUGAGUGUUCUCGUCAACAGCUCUGCACCGUUGUGGCUCUAGAUCACUGUUCAGCAGCUGAGCAUUCCUGGUGAGCAAAAGGGUUUCCCUGGUGAAAUUCUCACCACCACCUUAAAGCCUUUUAGGUGGUGAUCUUAAAUGGGUGAGAUGGAAAUGAGAGCACAUAUUAAAGAGAGAGUAAAUUCCAAAGGUUUCAAAGAACUUGGUCAUAAAUAUGCUAAUGAGAAGACAAAGUAUUUAUAUUAAAACAGUUUAGUAGCUUUCAGUUUUGUGAAAAUAGUUUCCAGCACAGAAACUGACUUCCUUAGGCAAAGUUUUAACCAAUGACGGUGUUUGCUUCUAGGAUAUAUACACUUUAAAAGAACUCACUGUCCCAGUGGUGGCCGCUGAUGGCCUUUAGUAAAUUGGAGCUGCUUAACCAUAUUGAUGUCUAAUUUCUUUUAACCACAAUGAACUGUCCUUAUUACCAACAGUGAAGCACUACAGGAGGCAACUGUGGCAUUGCUUCCUUAACCAACUCAUGGUGUGUGAAUGUUAUAAAAUUGUCACUCAGAUAUAUUUUUUAAAUGUAAUGUUAUAUAAGAUGAUCAUGUGAUGUGUACAAACUAUGGUGAAAAGUGCCAGUGGUAGUAACCGUGUAAAGUCUAAUUCACAACAUUAAUUCCUUUAAAAUACACAGCCUUCUGCCUCUGUAUUUGGAGUUGUCAGUGCAACUCAUUGAAGAAAACUGCCUAAUAGAAAAAUCAUAUAUAUGGUAAUAAUUUCCCUCUUUUGUAGUCUGCACAAGAUCCAUAAAAGAUUGUAUUUUUAUUACUAUUUAAACAAGUGAUUAAAUUUAGUCUGUGCAGUGAGCAAGAGUUCACAUGCAUUCUUUUAUACUGCUGGAUUUUGUUGUGCAUCAUUUAAAACAUUUUGUAUGUUUCUUCUUAUCUGUGUAUACAGUAUGUUCUUGAAUAAUGUUCAUUUGUCAGGAGAACUGUGAGAAAUAAACUAUGUGGAUACUGUCUGUUUAUAUUAUAGAAUGCUUGUUGUGACUUCCUUCGGUUAGAUUUUGGAUUUUA